AUGCCUUCGUGGUGGCAACUUUGGACAAGUGCUGCUGCUGUGCGGCCGAAGGCAGCAAAACUGGCUUUUGCUUCCAGCGCCUUCAGUCUGCUUGCAGCAGCAGCAGCAGCAGCAGUAGCAGCAGCAGCAGCAGCAGCAGCAGCAGCAGCAGUAGCAGCAGCAGCAGCAGCAGCAGCAGCAGCAGCAGCGGGAGCAGCAGCAGCAGCAGUAGGGGUUUACGGAGAGGGUUUAGAGGCUCUUCUUGCUGCAGCUUCUGCCACUUUUGCUGCAGCAAGUGGGGCCCCACAGCAGCCAGCCCUGGGCUCAGCAGCUGGCGUUUUGCUGCUGCACUUCGAAGCUUUCAAAACGCAGCAGCAGCAGCAGCAGCAGCAGCAGCAGCAGCAGCAGCAGCAAAUUGCCACUCGAGAAGCAAUAGUAAAGGAUCAGCAGCAGCUGCAGCAGCAGCAGCAGCAGCAGCAGCUGCAGCAGCAGCAGCUGCAGCAAGGCCCCCGCAGCAGCACCAUCAGCAGCGGCACCUGCAGCAGCCGCAGCAGCAGCAGCGUGCCGGUGGCAGCAGCAGCGUGGGCAGCAGCAGCAGCACAUGCAGCAGCAGCAGCACAUGCAGCAGCAGCACGAACAAGGCCACCAGCAGCAGCUGCAGCAGCAGCAGCAGCAACUGCACUGACACUAGAGGCGCAACUGCAGCAGCAACUGCAGCAGCAGCAGCAGCAGCAGCAAUUUGAUCUUCGGGCUUGUGAGCAGAGGCUUGCGAACUCAGCGCCAGCUGUAGUGAUCUUGGGGCUACAGCUUACGGCCUAG
This is a messenger RNA of Eimeria necatrix, 798 nucleotides long. RefSeq lists its product as hypothetical. The record is from RefSeq and is a predicted model, not a curated record. NCBI's taxonomy places the organism in Eukaryota, Apicomplexa, Conoidasida, Eucoccidiorida, Eimeriidae. The coding region runs from base 1 to 798 and encodes 265 amino acids. The transcript is spliced from 3 exons.